AUGCUGAUACGCAAUGCAUUCUCCCCCAUGAUGCGGGUGGCUGUAACUGGUGGUCGCCCAUCGCUGUUGAGCAUCCGAGGAGGACUACCCAAGAAUUCAGCAUGGUUGCUCCACCGACCAAAUAAUCCAGCCCUGAUUUCCGCUGCUUUUUUGACCACCCAAUCGAAUGGAUCUCCUGUCCAUGCAGCAUCAUCGUCCUUGCGAUCUCGAAGGACACAACCUCUGGCACCACUGUUGCCAUUUCCACACCAUCGUGCCGUGGCGCUCUUUUCGUCCUCUGGUGGAGCACCCAAAGGCGGUGGUCGCGCUGGAUUGUUUGCCAGUGUCCUUGGAGCUGGCGCUCUGAUUGUGGGAAAGGGAAAAUACAUUCUGGGUGCCCUCAAAUUGACCAAAUUUGCCUCCUUGGGAAGCAUGUUUGUGACUGUGGGAGCCUACACUAUGCUCUUUGGUUUCCCCUAUGCCGUCGGAAUGGUGGGACUCAUUGCAGUUCAUGAGACCGGACACGCCCUGGUGAUGCUACGAUACGGCAUUCCAUUUUCUCCCAUGGUAUUUGUGCCCUUCAUGGGAGCCGCUGUUGCCAUGAAGGACAUGCCCAAGGAUGCCAUGCAGGACGCUGUCAUUGCCUUUGGAGGACCGGUAUUGGGCACGGUGGGUGCCAUGGGAGUGGCCGUCGCAGCCCAAGCCACAGAUUCGCAACUCCUCUUUGCCUUGGCCGAUUUUGGGUACAUGAUCAACUUGAUCAAUAUGAUCCCCAUCGGUGCCUUGGAUGGAGGCAAGAUUGCGGGAGCAUGCAGUCCCUAUGCCGGUGUCGUUGGAUUGGGCAUGGGUGGUGGCCUUCUCUAUGGGGGAGUCAUUUCAAAUCCCAUUUUCUAUCUCGUCAUGCUGGCGGGAGGAUGGUCCACCUUUCAACGAUUCUAUGAUCCAAAGGGAUAUGCGCCACCAAACUUUUAUAAGAUUACACCCACCCAGAAGGCUGGCAUCUCGGCGGGAUAUGUGGGUCUGGUGGGGACCAUCAUGCUGGCCAUGUCCGCAAAUGCAGUCAACAAAAAAUCGCCUGAGGAAAUCAAACGAUAUCAGGAGCUUUCCAUUGAUGCCAGAUAUUAG
Messenger RNA from Seminavis robusta, 1104 nucleotides. The record is from the annotation of a GenBank genome assembly. NCBI's taxonomy places the organism in Eukaryota, Bacillariophyta, Bacillariophyceae, Naviculales, Naviculaceae.